CGACACAAACUGCUUAAAUCUUCCCCGCCUGCCUUCUCACCUUGACCAUGACCUGCUGCCUCUAUGACAGCUACAGUUAGCACCUAAUUACUUACUCUGAUGAUGGCCGACACUACUACAAAAGCAUCCCCCGUGGAGUCGUUGCCACUCCCUGCGGGUGUCACGUCCAGAAUCGUCAAGACGGCCGCCCUCUCGUUCCACAUUCUUGAGGCCGGAUACUCUCCAGCGCGCGAUCGUCCUCUCGUGCUGCUGCUGCAUGGCUUUCCCGAGUUGGCCUUCUCCUGGCGCAAGGUGAUGCCGCGCCUCGCGGAUGCUGGGUUCUAUGUCGUCGCCCCCGACCAGCGCGGGUUCGGCCGCACGACGGGCUGGGACGACCGGAGUUUUGAACUGGUCGAUCUCGCAACCUUUUCGCUGACCACGCUGGUGCGCGACAUGGUGGUCUUGGUCCAUGCCCUGGGCUAUCACUCCGUCCGAUGUGUCGUGGGCCAUGACUCGGGCGCCGUGUCCGCCGCCAUGUGCGCGCUUGUCCGCCCAGAUUUCUUCCGCAGCGUCGUCCUCCUGAGCCAUCCGUUCAAUGGCACGCCUGUGCUGCCCUUCAACACGGCCAACGACCCGGCUGCUGCUUCGGCGGCGAGGGCCAGCGGCGGCGCAGAGGGCGCGGCACCCGAUGUCCACGGCGCACUGGCAGCGCUGGGCCGGAAACACUACAAAUGGUACUACUCGACCGAGUCUGCCAACUCGGAUAUGAUGACGGCCGCCCAAGGGCUUCAGCAUUUCCUGCGGGGAUAUUUUCACCUCAAGAGCGGGUCGUGGGCCCGCAACGACCCGCAUCCUCUCGGCGCCUGGACCGCAUCCGAACUGGCCCAGCUGCCAUACUACUACAUCAUGCCCUUGGAUGCCACCAUGCCUGAGGCUGUUGCGCUGGAUAUGGCCAACGAACCUCCCGCAGACCAACUCGCAUCUCACUCCUGGCUUCCAGACGCGGACCUGGCCGUCUAUGUUGCUGAAUACUCCCGCACCACCUUCCAGGGCGGCCUGAAUUGGUAUCGAGUCCGUACGGCAGCCGGUGGCCGCUACACCCACGACUUGGAUACGUUUGCAGGGAAGAAGAUCGAAGUCCCCUGCGCCUUUAUCUCUGGUCGACAGGACUGGGGGACCUACCAAGAGCCUGGGGCCGUCGAGAAGAUGGCUAACGGUACUGUGUGUACGGAUUUUCGCUUCUUGCAGAUUGUUGAUGGCGCGGGCCACUGGGUGCCCCAGGAGAAGCCGGAGGAAGUCGUCGAAGGGAUCCUUCGACUGAUCAACAGCACUUGAGUGACACGACAUGUAGUAUUCUGAUUUCAUUCUUCGGUCUCGAUUUGAUCUGUACCUCAUGUUUUAGCUCUGUGGGCCGUAUGCCGCCACACUCACUGCGGGCAGUGCUCCAUAAGUAAUAUAUCCAGAAUACACCUGCUGAUAACAUGUAUUUGCACUCGUAGGAUAAUACGUCUAUUUCUUAUUGUCUCAAGAUGCACAUGCCGCAUUCUUAAUACAUAUCAUUUUCCAGAAAAACAUGCAUUGCCUAUUCUGGCAUUUGGACCAGCGGCACGAGCAUGUCUAUAUAGUAUUCAUUUAUCAUAUCACGACAGGCCACUUCUCAAGAAAACUAAAAAUCAAACUAGAGAUUUCUACUCCAUAUAGCUAGAUAAUAAAUAACUUGCUCCAACCUGCUCCAACCCACCCACCGCCUCUAAACCACCUAACAACCCU
This is a messenger RNA of Paecilomyces variotii, 1749 nucleotides long. RefSeq names its product putative epoxide hydrolase. Gene Ontology annotation, molecular function: hydrolase activity. The transcript has 3 exons. The record is from RefSeq and is a predicted model, not a curated record. Lineage: Eukaryota; Fungi; Ascomycota; Eurotiomycetes; Eurotiales; Thermoascaceae. Bases 100 to 1314 code for a protein of 404 amino acids.